UUCCUCAUUUUCCCCCCUAAUUCCAUUUCCUCUCUAUCUCUCCGCCGAACCCUCUUCUCUUCAUUUUCCCCCCAAACCCCUAGAAAUCAACCAAUCAAUCAAAAAUGAGAGAAAUCUUACACAUACAAGGAGGCCAAUGCGGUAACCAAAUCGGUGCAAAAUUCUGGGAAGUAAUAUGUGCAGAACAUGGUAUAGAUGAAACAGGAAGAUAUCAAGGAGAUUCAGAUCUUCAAUUAGAGAGGCUCAAUGUUUAUUAUAAUGAAGCUAGUUGUGGACGAUAUGUACCAAGAGCUGUAUUAAUGGAUCUUGAACCUGGUACUAUGGAUUCACUUAGAUCUGGUCCUUAUGGACAAAUCUUUAGACCUGAUAACUUUGUUUUUGGUCAAUCUGGUGCUGGUAAUAACUGGGCUAAAGGUCAUUAUACUGAAGGUGCUGAGUUGAUUGAUUCUGUUCUUGAUGUUGUGAGAAAAGAAGCAGAGAAUUGUGAUUGUUUACAAGGGUUUCAAGUAUGUCAUUCUUUGGGAGGAGGUACAGGAUCAGGAAUGGGAACGUUAUUGAUAUCAAAGAUUAGAGAAGAAUAUCCAGAUAGAAUGAUGCUUACAUUCUCUGUGUUUCCGUCACCCAAGGUUUCAGAUACUGUUGUUGAACCAUAUAAUGCUACUCUUUCUGUUCAUCAGCUUGUUGAGAAUGCAGAUGAGUGUAUGGUUUUGGAUAACGAAGCUUUAUAUGAUAUUUGCUUCAGAACACUCAAACUCACUACUCCAAGCUUUGGAGACUUGAACCAUCUCAUUUCUGCUACCAUGAGUGGGGUAACAUGCUGUCUUCGAUUCCCUGGUCAACUUAACUCUGAUCUUCGCAAGCUAGCUGUCAACUUGAUUCCCUUCCCCCGUCUCCAUUUCUUUAUGGUUGGUUUUGCACCUCUUACAUCCCGUGGGUCUCAGCAGUACAGAACCCUAACAGUACCUGAACUUACUCAACAAAUGUGGGAUGCCAAGAACAUGAUGUGUGCUGCUGAUCCUCGCCAUGGUCGGUAUCUAACUGCUUCAGCUAUGUUCCGUGGAAAGAUGAGCACCAAGGAAGUUGAUGAGCAGAUGAUCAAUGUUCAGAACAAGAAUUCGUCGUACUUUGUUGAAUGGAUCCCCAACAAUGUGAAGUCCACUGUCUGUGAUAUUCCACCAACAGGUUUAAAAAUGGCAUCUACAUUUAUGGGAAAUUCCACAUCUAUUCAAGAGAUGUUCCGUAGAGUCAGUGAGCAGUUCACAGCUAUGUUCCGUAGAAAGGCUUUCUUGCAUUGGUACACAGGAGAAGGAAUGGAUGAAAUGGAAUUUACCGAAGCUGAGAGCAACAUGAAUGAUUUAGUAUCCGAGUACCAACAAUAUCAGGACGCAACUGCUGAUGAGGAAGAAGAGUACGAAGAAGAGGAGGAACUUCAGGAGGAGUGAAGUAAAAGAAGUGGUAUAUGUAGUUCGGAUUAUCAUCUAGUGAGGUUGUGAGAGAUCGAUAAUGGUAAGUGUUUUAGUUUCCCGUGAAGCUGCAUUUUGUGUUUUGGUUUGGCGACUUUAUUUUGGUUUUGAACCUUCCUAACUAUAUGGUAUGUUAGCAGUAUCGUCUUAUCUUUUGUUCAUCUUUCUGCUGUCAGAAGUUGAACAAGUUACUAGUGUUAAAAGUUGAACAAGAUUUCUUCCUAUAUUUCUAUGAAAGUAGCAUUACAUAGUAGACUGCUC
This is a messenger RNA of Papaver somniferum (opium poppy), 1724 nucleotides long. Its product is annotated as tubulin beta-8 chain. Lineage: Eukaryota; Viridiplantae; Streptophyta; Magnoliopsida; Ranunculales; Papaveraceae. The record is from RefSeq and is a predicted model, not a curated record. Gene Ontology annotation, molecular function: GTP binding; structural constituent of cytoskeleton; GTPase activity. Bases 105 to 1442 code for a protein of 445 amino acids. Gene Ontology annotation, biological process: microtubule cytoskeleton organization; mitotic cell cycle. The transcript is spliced from 3 exons. Gene Ontology annotation, cellular component: cytoplasm; microtubule.